AUGAAUGAACCUAUAGAAAAAAAUGAAAAAGUACAAAGCAUGACAAAACAAAUCGAUGUGGAGUCACACCCAAUCUGGCAACCCUAUUCGCCAAGCUCAGGUUUCGGAGCGCUUUUAGAAACUGCAGUCAGGCGCUUCUGAGUUGUACAGUACUGUGAGGAAAGAUUUAUCAGGAGUGUAUCUGUCUACUCUGUUCCAUUACUUAUAAACAUAUAGGGGUUUUUUUGUUUGCUUGUUUGUUUUUUUUUUUUUACAGGGACAUUUAAAAAAAAAAAAAGCUGGCUUCAACCUUUGACUCUAUCUACAUCUGGCUAGUUUAUGUUAUUUUGGUGAAACAGAUGCAGGAUAGAGAUUAUCCCUGGAGAAACCUUUCUCAGAACACAGCCUAAUAACUUUGGUGAUAUUUAUUUCUAUAGUGCAAAGUGAAUUUCUAAUCUAUAGUGCGGCUGGAUUACAGUGAAACCAAGGAGGCACUGAGGAAGUUUCAGGAGGCGUCGGGUCAAUCUGGCAACCCCAGACAGGGCGCAGUGAUUUGCAGCGUCUACUGUAGAUUCGGAAAACAGAGUUUCAGUGGCAGUAAACUCGUAAACACGCGCAGGAAGAACCUCGGGCAGGAGGAGAACCAUGCUGGGGAGGAAGAAGACAGGAGCGGGAAGGAAGGAACAGCCCAAAGCCUGUGAGCCGAAGAUCCCUGGCCAUCUGGGAAAAUUCGGAUUUACUACUCAUAGCAGGUGUGCUGGAUACAGACUUCUUGUCUCCUGCCUGCUGGACAAUGAGGACGUGCGUGUAAUGCUACAGGGCUCCAGCAUAGUGAAGGUGCGCUCAUCACGCUGGCAGAAACAACGCGGCUUCCGACUGCUGGAGGACUGUGUCACCGUGUGGUGUGAGUCUAGCAAAACCUCCCGCAAAGCCAAGAGACGCCAGAGCUUCUGCGUGACGGAGGUGGAGUGUGUGCGGGAGGGUUGCCAGUCCGAGUGCCUGCGUCAGCUCGGCGAUUCCGUUUCCGAAUCUCGGUGCUUCACGCUGGUGUUUCGUGGAGGGAGGAAGAGUCUGGACCUGUACUGCUCAUCGCCUGAAGAGGCGCAGUGCUGGGUCCGGGGCAUCCGAACUCUCAAAGACCGAGUCGGCAACAUGAGCCAGAAAGAGAAGCUCGAUCAUUGGAUCCGAAGCUAUCUGAGACGAGCCGAUCUGAACCAGGACGGAAAGAUGAGUUAUGACGAGGUCCAGCACCUGCUCCAGAUGAUCAACAUAAACCUGAAUGAACAAUAUGCACGCACGCUCUUCAAGAAGUGUGACCGCUCUCAUGAUAACCGCUUAGACCCCGGGGAGAUUGAGGAAUUCUGUCGGGAGCUCAUGAGACGGCCCGAGCUGGAUGCUGUGUUUCGCCAUUACUCUAGUAACGGCUGUGUGCUCUCCACGCCGGAGCUGCGGGACUUCCUGGGUGAUCAGGGCGAAGGAGCCACGCUGGGCCAUGCACAAAAACUCAUCGAUACCUACGAGUUCAAUGACUGGGCCCAGAAGAACCUGUUCAUGACUCAGAACGGCUUCACCAUGUACAUGCUGUCAAACGAAAAUGACCUGUUCAACCCGGAUCACACACGUGUGUAUCAGGACAUGAGCCGGCCGCUGGCCCACUACUACAUCUCCUCCUCUCACAACACCUACCUCACUAAAGACCAGGUGACUGGAGAGAGCAGCACAGAGCCUUACAUCAGGGCUUUGAAUGAGGGCUGCCGCUGUGUCGAAUUGGACUGCUGGGACGGUGAUAAAGGGGAGCCUGUGAUCUACCAUGGACACACACUCACCUCUAAAAUAGCUUUUAAGGAGGUCAUUGAAACUAUUGCUCAGUAUGCCUUCAAGGUGUCUCCGUAUCCUCUGAUCUUGUCUCUGGAGAAUCAUUGCUCCGUGGAGCAGCAAGCCGUCAUGGCUCAGCACCUGCGCUCUAUCCUCGGUUCAGCUCUACUCACCAAACCUCUCAGCGACCAGACACUUAAUCAACUGCCCUCACCAGAGGCGCUGAAGGGCCGGAUCCUGGUGAAAUCAAAGAAGCUGACUGGUCAGAUAGAAAAGAUGGGCAGCUCAGCUAGUUUCUCAUCCUUCUCAGACGAGGAGAUCAAGAAGGAGUCUGGGAAGCCAGUGAGCUCUUCUAAGAUAAGUCCCGAGCUGAGUGAGCUGGUGGUGUAUUGCCAGAGUGUGCCGUUUCCUGGAUUCGACGUGGCCCGUCAGAGACCCCCGAGUGUGAUGUACUCUUUCUCUGAGAAUGAAGCACUCAAGCACAUCAAAGACUCGGGAAAGCUUUUUGUGACACACAACAGUAGACAGCUGAGCCGGGUUUACCCAUCAGGCCAGAGGCUGCAGUCCUCUAACUACGACCCACAGGACAUGUGGAAUGGAGGAUGUCAGCUAGUGGCUCUGAACUUCCAGACACCAGGGGAACAGAUGGAUCUGAACCGGGGUCGUUUCCUGCCCAACGGGCGAUGUGGCUACGUGCUGAAACCAGACUUCCUGUGUCAGCCAAAUUCCAACUUCAACCCCGAGAACACCGGUGGAGGCCCUGGACACAUACCCACUCAACUUACCAUACGGGUGAUUUCUGCCCAGCAGUUACCCAAGAUUAACACAGACAAACCCAACUCCAUCGUGGACCCUCAAGUUUGUGUGGAGAUCCAUGGAGUGUCUAUUGAUAAGGCCCGUGCCAAAACUCAACGCAUCAACAACAAUGGUUUUAAUCCACGCUGGGAUUGCACCGUGAGCUUUCAGCUGCAGGUUCCUGACCUAGCCCUGGUGCGCUUUGUGGUGGAGGAUCAUGACCACACGAGCAAGAACGACUUUGUCGGCCAGUUCACCUUACCCUUCAACAGUCUACGCACAGGUUACCGUCAUGUUCACUUGUUGAAAGCAGACGGCUCGAGCCUCUCUCCAGCUACGCUCUUCAUCCACGUGAAGGUUACGCGCCGAGGAAAGCCCAUCAAAACAGUGUCAGAGCGCAUGGGGAAAGUCUGAAACCGUCCAGACCUUGAUUCGUAGUGAUCCUAGAUUCUGAAGACAUCCCGCCCAGGUGGAUAGAGAGGAGCCCGGGUCCCGAACUCAAUCCCAAAGAACUACGAGCAGUGUAACGUCCAGACACAAGAUCCCACAACAUCUGUGCUUUUCCAGAGUGUUGCUCAACGCAGACGUGGCGUCUCCGUGGCCAGGGCUUCCAGACAGGCUUUAGACUAUAGCUGGCUGUGACUGACAUCUAUUACUAUGAUCGAUAGAUUCCUGUUUCUCUAGGACAGAGUUGCAUUAUGUAGUCAGAGAUGUUUUUAAGCUUCCAUAGAGGCAGUGUUGCCAGACUGAGAUUUUUAUUUUUUAACGGUCUGACGUUUUACACAAUUUUUUAGAUCGAUUUUUUUUCGAUUAAAAUUUUUUAAAUUAAGUGUUUCUUGUAAUUUAACGUUUAAUUUUAUUUACACUCAUAUAGUCAUUAAGUGCCUGAUAAUGCACUGUUUAAAUGAUGUUUAUUAGUGUUUCGAUACUUGCCAUUUUGUAGUAGUCCGGAGUGUGUAGACGCAAGACUAUGCAAGACUAAGCUAGCUAGCAUGGACGGGGGGUAGGGAACGUUCUGGGAAUGUGUGGAAAGGCAGUUAACCAAGAAAUGACUAAAUUAUUGUCAGAAAUGAACAAAUCUUCCACACAAGUAUUUGAUUAUAUGAAGUAGAUACAAUCAGCAGUUGAGCACUUUAUAACACACAACAGCGUUGGGUAUAGUGAUAAAUAAAACUGCAUAUUGAAUUUGAGAAUGUAACACAAAAUUAGUAAGUAUUAUAAAUGUCAUUAUAUGAGAGGUUUUACACCAAAAUAUUGCUUAAAGAUAUAAACAAUAUAUAAAAGUUGUCUCUGUUUAACCUUACUGAGGAUUAAAACUUUACGUCUCAAUGUCUUAACAUUAACGUUACCACAGAAUAGUGAAACUUACCACUCAUAUGUUCUCGAAAUGUAGAUUAUCCAUCCAUCCAUCCAUCCAUCCAUCCAUCUUCUACCGCUUACUCCUUUUUUAUGUUGUCUGAAAUUUUAAAGCCGUCUACUAAUACAAACGCAAAUAGAAAAGACUGAAAUCAGAAUAAAAAGUCUACUGUUUUGAAUGAAGGGUAGAUUUUACUCAAACACGUGUGAGGUAUUGUACUUGUUGACUGAUCUGGCAUCGUCGUAAAUUAAAAUCUUGCCACCUUCUUGCCAGAAUGCAAAACUGAAAUGACGUUAUGGUGCAGGUAUGAGAGCUAUUGUUAAUAGAAUAGGUUUGCUUUUCUGUACCCAGAGGACUGAUUUCUGUAACCAGAGGACUGUAACUUACCAGAGAACAAAUCAGCAGUGAUGUUAAAUAUGGACUACUACAAUUACAAAAUGUAAUUAAAAUGUACUUACACAGCUGUAAACGUUUCAUUUAUAUCAACUGUUAUGUAACAGAUGUUUUCUAAAACCUAUAUUUUUUAUGUUUAUAGUGAGCAUUACAUAUACAGUAUAUAUACACAAUAUAUUAUAUAUAUAUGUGUGUGUGUGUGUGUGUGUGUGUGUGUGUGUGUGUGUAUAACUAGAUGCUUGCCACUGACUUUUUAAACCUAAUAAUACUUUUUAAUGGACUUUAGAAUAAGUACAAUUCCAAUCUUCUCUGGAAAGAUUUGUGAUAUUUCUAAAUAACUGUAGUUGAAAAAGCAUGUUUACAUUUUAUAAACUUACAUUUUAUAACCUAA
Molecule: messenger RNA, 4730 nt
Organism: Ictalurus furcatus (blue catfish)
Lineage: Eukaryota; Metazoa; Chordata; Actinopteri; Siluriformes; Ictaluridae
Gene: plcd3a
Product: phospholipase C, delta 3a
Exons: 16
Coding region: 625-3003 (792 amino acids)
Biological process (GO): lipid metabolic process; intracellular signal transduction
Molecular function (GO): phosphatidylinositol-4,5-bisphosphate phospholipase C activity; calcium ion binding
Source: RefSeq, a predicted model, not a curated record